ACUCAUUUAAAAAAUUAAAAUUAUUUGGAAAAAUUUUAAAACAACAAAGUAAUUUAACAAACAAAAAGAGGGACUUUUUGGUCUUGAAAUAUUAGGUGGAAUGGCAGUUGAUAGAGUGGGGCUUUUCAGACAAAGGUAAGGCUGAGCCUUCUGUGGAGUGCAGAGCUGAUGGAAGUAGCCUCUUUGGGAACUGCAGGACAGCCUUCCAAGGAAAUGAUAUGAAUACAGCAGUGGAACACACUGGAUUUUCUGAGACAAUCCUAAUUUCAGUCUGUUCCCUUGAUCCUUAAGUACACCAGACUAUGUGCUCUGAAUUUGGUUCAGAAAAUAUUGCCAACAUUGAAGUAAGUCAAGGGUCUGCCACAAUGUACUAUUAAUAGGAAAUCAGGUACAGAACUGGGUGGGAUUGAAGGGUACAAAACUAGAUAUAUUGGUGAAGCAUUGUAUAGGGAACUGAGAUGUAAAACUAUAAUGCUGGGAAUCUAAGAAGGAAUUUACAAAUUGCCCUAAAGAGGUACACAACAACUGUGUCGCCAUACUCUGGUUUGGAGCAAAUCCCUGGUUACUGCUUACUUACUAGAGUCAUUUGUGGAAUAUCUCCCUACCCCUGACCGUGUAUUCCCCUCUCCCCUCCCCCACUGCAGAAUGCCUUAAGUCCUAGAUUCUAGUUCUGUUGUAAUCUGAUUUUUACCCUCCCUUCCUUGGAUCCCUGUGUAUCUACUGGAGCCAGGUUACUCUCUGGGUCCUGGACCUGUCUCAUUCUGGAGGCUUCCAGACAGCCUUGGUUAGUGCCCAAACCUCAGAGGAUGGCUUCAGAUGGAAGUAAGUCUGCAGCAUCUCCGUUGCCAGGACCAGAUGUGACCAUGAAACCUGGCGCCACCCGAUCUCCUUUCACUGCACUUCCCUUUCCCCCACCUGCUCCUGGCCCACCAGACCAACCACCUUGGGAGCUGCCUCCACAGCCCCCCAUGCCUUCAGCUUUCUCUCCAGGCAACCCUCUGGUGCUCUCUGCUUUCCCCAGCCCCUUGUUGGUGACAGGGGAUGGAGGCCCUGGCCAUCCAUCCAGUGGGGCUGGACCUGGCAAAGUCGUUGUCAAAGUCAAGACAGAAGAGGGGCCAGCUGAUUCCUCACAAACUCAGAACUUGAUCCUUGCUCAGACUGCCCUCAGUUGGAUUGCCUCAGACACUCCCUGCGGGGUCUCCGAGGGUCCUCCCCCUCAAUUCGUGACAGCCACUAACAUCAGGACCCUUCUGCCCACUAAGGCUGUUGGAGUGAGCCAAGAGGGCCUCCCAGGCCUUCCUGCUCAGGCUCCACCACCAGCUGCCCAACUUGCCCCCAUUGUGGCCCAGGAAAAGGCUUGGCCAGGGCCACCUGGGGCAUCCAGGGAAGGAGGUCCUGCAGCCGCCAGAUCCAAGUCCUCACUGGGUGACCUCUCCUAUACUUCCAAGGGUGUUUAUGAGAACUUCCGUCGCUGGCAGCGCUACAAAGCCUUGGCCCGGAGACACUUAUCCCAAAGUCCCGAUGCAGAAGCCUUUUCCUGCUUUCUUAUCCCAGUUCUUCGUUCUCUGGCCCGGCUGAAGCCCACUAUGACCCUGGAGGAGGGACUGCCAAGAGCUGUGCAGGAGUGGGAGCGCACCAGCAACUUUGACCGGAUGAUCUUUUAUGAGAUGGCAGAAAAGUUCAUGGAGUUUGAGGCUGAGGAAAUGCAGAUUCAGAAUACGCAGCUGAUGAAUGGGUCCCAGGGCCUGCCUCCUGUAGCCCCUCCGACACUUGAUCCUCCAGGGCCCCUGGCCCCUGAGGUUUGCCAGCAGCCAGUGUACAUUCCCAAGAAGGCAGCUUCCAAGGCACGGGCCCCCCGCCGGCGACAGCGCAAAACCCAGAGGCCUCCAGUUCCUGAGGCACCCAAGGAGAUCCCACCAGAAGCUGUGAAAGAGUAUGCUGACAUAAUGGAAGGGCUGGUGGGGAGCUACUUGGUCACUGAGGAGUCAGACGGAAAACAGGCAGAGGAAGAAGAGCAGCCGGAGAAAGAAGGGAUAUAUCCAGAUCUGGGUCUCCAGAGCUACAUCGAUGAGCUGUGUUCUCAGGAGGUCUUUGUCUCCCAGGUGGAGGCUGUCAUUCACCCUCAAUUUCUGGAAGAUCUGCUGUCCCCAGAACAACAGAGGGAUCCUUUGGCCUUAAUUGAGGAAUUGGAACAAGAAGAAGGACUCAGUCUUGCCCAGCUGGUCCAGAAGCGACUCCUGGCCUUGGAAGAAGAGGAGGAUGGGGAGGCACCUCCAAGUUGCCAUGGAGCUCAAUCGGACUCAAGUCUUUCUGUUUCUGAUGAAGAUGAAGAUGGGAGUGGGCGGCUUCGGCCCUCAUCUGGGUCUCGGGUGGCUGGGGGCACUGUUCGCCUUGGAAAGGCUGCUUCUCUAGGAAAGCGGGCAAGAGAAGUGCAUGGUGGGCAGCAGCGGGCCCUAGAUGGCCCAAGGGGGAUGCGUAGGGAUGGGAACACUCUGUCAUCCCCCAGCAGCUGGGACCUGCAGCUAGAACUUGCAACUCUACAGGGAACUCGAGGACCCUUAGGUACAGAGAGAAGAGGGUCUGGGAAGGUUACAAACCAGAUAUCCCCAUAUCAGGAUGACCACUUGGGAGGUGCUGGGACCCCUGCGCACUCCCUGGUGGCUGAUAGGACUUCCGAGGCUCUGCCCCUUUGCUGGCAGGACAGCCCCCAGCUCAAGAUGGUUCCCAGUUUGGAUGCUGGCCUUGUAAAGCCAGCUCCUCUGCAGGGACAGGGGUUAGAAAGGCAGGUUGUGGGCUUACAGAAAGGACAACAGACAGGGGGUCUUGGAGCGCUUCCUCAAGGGAAGGAACUGUUGGCAGUGUCCCAGGAAGGCUCUUCAGGAACCAUGUGGGAAAAUGACAGAGGUCCUCCCCUGGCUCAGAGUCAUGAGCAGAGCCCUUCCCCUAGAGCAGCUGGGGACAGGGAGAGGGACAUGGAUGGGGAUGGGGCCUCUCUCAGUCCAGGACUUUGGCUGAGCAGUGAGAUGGAUGCCGUAGGCUUGGAGUUGCCCUUACAAAUUGAGGAGGUCAUAGAAAACUUCCAUGAUGGGGAAUGUGGAACUGAGUACCAGGGAGGCUGCCAGGCCCUGGGCUCCAGAAGUAAUAUUUCUCUGGGUCCUGGAGAAACCACAGCACCUGGGGAUGUGGGGAGCAGUGUAAUUCUCUGUGGAGGCCCCAAUGCCACAGCUGCCCUAGAAAAGAGAGACCACUGCAGCUUGCCAGAACCUCUGAGGGCCAACAGCCCUGCCUUGAGGCCUACAGACAAUAGGGAACAGAGCCCUGAGGCUGUACAGGAUCCCAGUGACCUGUGGGCAGAAGGUUGCCCUCCAUUGCUGGGAAGCAGAAUUGGUGCCUCCACACUGGGGGCUUCCAAAGAAAGCCUCUUCCCUGCAUGUCAAGGUAAUAUCCUUACCCUGGGGCCCCAGGAUACCACCUCCUUCCCCGAGGCCAGCCAAGAGGCAGGCAACAGAGGCAAUUCCAUUUCUCCCCUGUUGGAAACCACAGAAAACAUCAACAUACUAGAUGUUACAGAUGCCUGUGGCCUCCAGCUAGGGGUCAAUGAGGAUACCUGCCCACCAAAUUUUAAUUCGUAUGACCCCGAAGGAGAGGGCAGAGAAGAUACCGAUUUAUCCAAGCCUAAAGACCUUGCCCCCUCGCCAGGGAAUCAAGAGUCUUAUGCACGUGAGACGCCCAAAUCAACAUCUCCUUACCAGGGCCUUGGAAGCACUUCCCCUAGAUGGGGAACCAGGGAUGCCUUAACUCUGAGAGAAGCCUCCCCUGUUAGUGAAACACGCAGUUCAGCAGAUGGGGCCAAAGGAAAGGAGGAGGAGGAGGAGGAAGAUGAGGAACUCUCCAACUUUGCCUACCUCUUGGCCUCCAAACUUAGCCUGUCGCCAAGGGAGCUUCCCCUCAGUCCUCGUCCAGCCUCAGGCCUGUCCUCCAAAGGUAGGGGGGUCCAGAGAGCAUCCCACUCCCUCUCUGCUGAGGCGAGAGGCCUUGGCCAACCUCCAUUUCCUGUUGCCAAGUCUGGAAAGCGAGCUCUUGUUGGGGGUCCAGCCUCUGCAGAAAAGAGGCCCUAUGUGGAAGCUGAACUUGGGGGCUCUGGGGAGAAACCCCUGACUCUGGGUGUGGUUCGACCCUCACAGCCUCGUAAAAGAAGGCGUGACAGUUUCCUCACUGGCAGAAGGAAGAAACGACGUCGUAGCCAGUAGGGAACAUGGGACCAUCUUAUCCCACCUGCCGGUCCCUGAAGGUGGGGCCCUCGAGUAUGUUUCACCCAGGCUGCACACCAACAGACUUGUUCUCAGUCUUAGGUUGUUUUGUUGUUCUGCAAAAGUGGCAAGUGUGGGAAGGGAGGUCCCCUUGGUGGGAGGUGAGGAGGAAGUACCUUUGGAAGGAGUUGUAUGGGGAAAGAAAUGAAUACAGAUUUCUUUUGUUGGAAAACGCUCUCAACGUGCCCUUUUGUACUCACCUCUUUGCUGGUAGAUGGGGUAAGAAGCUGUAAAGAAGAAAUUAGGUGGGGGUGGUCCCAGAUUCUAUGGAUCCAGACACCUUUCCAGCCUCCAGCCUUCUCUAGACUCCCUGAUAAGAGGUCCCCAGGGAUCACUUUAUUCCUCCCCUCAUCAAAAGCCUGGACAUCCUAUCAUUGUCAAGUCUCCCUUUAAAAGUCUAUAGAUGGAAAGAUUUUUCUUUUUUUUAACCUACCAGAUCUGAGAUAGAUACCUUAAUUUUCUAAAUCUAAUUAAUUUUCUAUAAUUGUACCAGGACACAGCACCUUUCUCUGGCGGAGGGUGGUGACUUUUCUUCUUUUUUGAAGAGACUGACAGAAGGGAUUUAAUGUCCUCAACUCAUCCCACAGCAAAAAUGCCUGUGUGGUUGGUCUGAGUUGCAGGAAGGCCUGGUUCCUAUGACAAAGCUUUCUGAUCCCACCAGGGGAGAGGGAGUCAAUCUCAGCGGGAUUAUUAAAAUGGAAUGGCGGUUAGCUAUUUUUUAACCUCUAAUGAGGACAGAACGAGAGGGAAUAGGCUAAAAAGAGGUUCAUGGGGAAGCCUGUCAAAAUGUGUGUCUGUAAGGUAUGACAACAGGAGGGGAGGAUAUGAAAUUUGCAUGAUUUCUCUGCAGGAAAAGGGCCCUGUCCCACUGGAAGUAAAGAUUCAUCCAGCUAUGGCCAAGAGGACCAACCUUCGGAACCAUCGGGAUCUUCCAGUGGGAAGCCUGCAACCAUUAAUCCCUUUUCUUCCCAGCUAACGAUACUAUCAAUGUGACUGCGCUCCAUUUUUUUAAAUAGAUAUA
This is a messenger RNA of Equus caballus (horse), 5331 nucleotides long. The record is from RefSeq and is a predicted model, not a curated record. NCBI's taxonomy places the organism in Eukaryota, Metazoa, Chordata, Mammalia, Perissodactyla, Equidae.